This is a messenger RNA of Cornus florida, 1438 nucleotides long. RefSeq lists its product as uncharacterized. The transcript is spliced from 3 exons. The record is from RefSeq and is a predicted model, not a curated record. Lineage: Eukaryota; Viridiplantae; Streptophyta; Magnoliopsida; Cornales; Cornaceae. Bases 133 to 1389 code for a protein of 418 amino acids.
UCAAACAAUCUCUAGGUUACAUAGCUUCAAAACUGUUGAAGCUAUUUAAUGAAUUACAAAAAGAUGCUAUGGCCUAUAUGGGGCAUCAAACGUUAGGUGACUUCUAUUCCUUUGUCUCCCAUUUUCAAUGUAAUGUUCAUAUCAUUCAUUUCUCUUUCCCCUUUACCUUUAAACUUUAUCCCUGUUCAAGUUCCCUUUAAUCUUCUCUCUCUGUUUCCACCCUUUUUUUUCAGUCCCAAAUCUGACAUAUAUACUUUGUGUAUCCCAAUUAAUACGCCUUCUCAACAAGCCAUCCUUAUUGUCAGGAUCGGGAUUCUACGUAAGAUCGUAACAUUCUAUAAAACUAGCUCAAAAACCUUCAAUUUUUGCAGCUUCGGAAUGGCUUCCAAACCAGUUGUAGUAGCCAAACAGCUCUCGGAACUUCUCCGAGAGCAACAAGAACCCUUUGUCCUAGAAGAGGUCAGCUUUAGCUGCUGGUCUUGCAAUUCCAACAGGUUGUUGAAGAGGUCAGCAACUUCUGGCCUAAAGAGAGGAAGGAAAGUGCUUCCCAACUGUUCCAAGACUGUGAGAGCUUUGUUCAACAAGCUUGUGUCCAUACACAGCCACAGAAUCAAGAAUUCUGUGAGUGGAGAUGGGGAUUUUAGCGUCACUGAGAUCCAGAGCCAGAUGAGCUACCGAGACGGCGAAGAAUCGGAUAGAUUCUCCUCUGCUAGCAGCACGACAGUGUUCGAUUCCUGCUCAGAGAGUGACGCAGAAGAGGCGCCAAAUUCGUCAGAAAGAGAUAACAUAUUGGACACUGCAGACACCUGCCAGUCCUGCAAUAUUGUUCCAAGAGAUCACGAAAACGCGAUAGGAAGCCAAACUAAUGGCUCUCUUUCAGUCCACAAAUCAAUAAACUUGGAUGGUGGUUUAUUAGCUCAUAACAAAAGAAAAAAACACAAAGCCAAAGUAAUGAGACCAGUGGCUUCAUCAACUUCUAAACUUAGAAAGUCCACGAAAGUAGAAGAUGUGGACUUACUUGUCCACACUUCACCUCAGUACCUUAAAUCCAUGAGGGUGUUGCAGCAAAAAAACCAGCUUCUCUUUGACUGUGUGAGGGAGGCAGUGGACGUCACACAUGUAUGGAGGAAGAGAAGGCGGCGACGACGCCUCCGGGAAGUGCUAGGGCCUGAGGAGCUUGGCAAGCUACUUUCUGAGAGUGUAGUGACAUGGAGCAAACAAUCUGAAGAAACCAACACAACCCUACUACUCAACUUUGAUUUCUUUGAUUCAAUUGAAGAAUGGAGUGAUUUUGAAUUCCAUAUUAGGGAAAUUAGUAUGCAGAUUGUAGAUUCCAUUUUAGAUGAUAUAGUCAAUGAGAUUGUUACAGACAUGAUUGAAUUAUGUUAAAACUACUUUAAGAGGUUUAUUAAAUUCAAUCACUUUCUUUAGUGCUCUA